AUGAAGAUAACUUAACUUCUGAAGACGAUGACGAAACAAGGUUAAAUUGCUCAAAGAAUAGCUUAGUUGUACCAAAAUAGUAGAAGAAAUAAGAUGAAAAUAUAUUGUAAACGAUAAAUGAAGUGGAAACUGGAAAUUUUCUUAAUGAGUUAAACUAAGAGAGCUGUUAGAUUUAUAGCUCCCAUUUUUGCAAAGUAUGCUUUAUUUAUAGACCACCUUUAGCUUUUCAUUGUAAGCUAUGUGAUCAAUGUGUUACCUCAUAUGAUCAUCAUUCUAACCUUGUGA
Molecule: messenger RNA, 285 nt
Organism: Stylonychia lemnae
Lineage: Eukaryota; Ciliophora; Spirotrichea; Sporadotrichida; Oxytrichidae
Source: the annotation of a GenBank genome assembly